AAAAACGGCAACAAAUUUUAUUUGUGGAUUAUUGCAACUGCAAUCAACUGGGAAUUUUUUGACUGCAGCGCGCACAUUUAUGGUUCUCGCAGCUGCGCUCAGCAUUAAAUGAAAAGCAAACGAAACUCUCUGCUUUAAAUAAACGCUCAAGUGCUCAUGAAGAAAAAACCUUGAGCGCAGUCAAACAGAAAUUUUAACAGCAGCACGCUUUCUAUAAUCACAUUAACUACAGUUUGCCAUUUCAUAAAGGAAUAACUGAAAUAGACAACUAUAAGAGGAGCAGCAAAAAAAAUACAGCAAAGUAGAAUAGAAACUACUUUGAUUGCAACAUAAAAUUGCCACAGAAAAUUGCAUAAAAUUGCAGUCGCCCCAGACAAAAACUAAAGAAGUAAAAAAAAGAAACCGAAGCGUAGCAGCGUGGGCAAGGAUAGCUAAAAACAAAGGACAUAAGCAAGCAGCUGACCCUUUACAGUAAUUUUGCCACACAGAGCACAAAGCUGCGAGAGCGAACUGAAAGUUUAAUUGCCUCAGCUUGAAAGUGAAUGCAACAAUUAAAAGCAAAAACUUUGAAACAAAAUGCUGUUGCUCAGGCCAAGGCGCCAAUACGCUAAACAGAAGCUAGCAGACGCUUAAGAUACAAAAGCAGAGCGAGACAGCACGAGCGGGCGAGCGAGCGAGACACAACUUAAAACUAAAACUUGAGCGCACUGCAGUUCACGAGCGACCGAAAGCAGCAGCGCUUAAUUUUUAAACUGUCUGCUUCGUUAUUGAAUGGACACAAAAGCAUUCGACAUACAAAUGCAUAUUUGGAAACUUUUGUUAAUUGUUACAAAAUUUGUACGCAUUGGUAUUGCUGACAAAAACGAUUCACCGCCAUAUUUCGAUAGAUUUCUAUACGAGACUGAAAUCGAUGAAAAUGCCGAUUUGCAGAGCACAGUGCUUACGGUCAACGCCAAGGAUCACAAUGAAUCGACGAAUAUUCGAUACCAGAUCACAGGCGGUAACAUAGGCAAUGCAUUUGCUGUACAGAAUACGACGGGCGUCAUCUAUGUGGCCAGUCCGCUGGACUAUGAAACGCGGCCAAGGUACGAACUGCGUUUGGAGGCAACGCGCAAUCGUAAAAACAACUACACCACCGUUGUUAUAAAUGUACGCGAUGUUAACGAUAAUCCACCUGUAUUCGAUCGUCAAACAUAUCGCACACAAAUCACCGAAGAAGACGAUCGAAAUUUGCCCAAACGCAUUUUGCAGGUUACGGCCACAGAUGGCGAUGUAGAUAGACCAAUAAAUAUUGUAUAUUUCCUAACUGGCCAGGGCAUUGACCCUGAUAAUACAGCGAAUAGUAAAUUUGACAUAAAUCGCACAACUGGCGAUAUUUUUGUACUCAAGCCAUUGGACCGGGAUCAGCCCAACGGGCGGCCACAAUGGCGCUUUACCGUAUUCGCCCAGGAUGAGGGUGGCGAGGGCUUGGUCGGCUAUGCGGACAUUCAAGUUAAUCUGAAGGACAUCAAUGACAAUGCGCCACAGUUUCCGCAGGGCGUCUACUUUGGCAAUGUCACCGAGAACGGCACCGCCGGCAGUUCGGUGAUGACAAUUUCUGCCGUUGACUAUGACGAUCCCAACGAGAGCACCAAUGCCAAGCUAAUCUACUCAAUCGAGAAGAAUGUCAUUGAGGAGGAAACGGGCGCGCCCAUCUUUGAAAUCGAGCCCGAAACGGGCCUCAUCAAGACGGCCGUCUGUUGUCUCGACCGUGAACGCACCCCGGACUAUUCCAUACAGGUGGUGGCCAUGGAUGGUGGCGGCCUAAAAGGCACCGGCACAGCCUCGAUACGCGUCAAGGAUCUGAAUGACAUGCCACCGCAGUUUACCAAAGACGAGUGGUUCACCGAAGUGGACGAAACCAACGGCACUUACAUACCCGAAACCCCCAUCCUGACAGUGACGGUGCAGGACGAGGACGAGACCAACAGCUUUCAGUACAAAGUGGUGCCCAAUAGUGGCUUUGGUGCUGAUAAGUUUGCCAUGGUGCGGAAUGCGGAUGGCACCGGUUCGCUCAAGAUUAUACAGCCGCUGGACUAUGAGGAUCCGUUGCAGAGCAGCGGCUUUCGCUUUCGCAUACAAGUGAACGACAAGGGCGAGGAUGGCACCAGCGAUAAAUAUCAUGUGGCCUACUCCUGGGUGGUGGUCAAAAUGCGCGACAUUAACGACAAUGUGCCCAAGUUUGAGCGCGAGCAUAUUGAAGUGUCCAUCUAUGAGGACACCAAAGUGGGCACAAUACUGGAACAAUUUCGUGCCAGCGAUGCGGAUCAAUCCGGACGCUCCGCUGUGAGCUACAACAUUGUGCGCUCCACCAAUCGCCGACGACAAUUUGCCAUAAGCGAUAAAGGCGCCAUUAGCAUACAACGCCCGCUGGAUCGCGAGGCAGUCGAUCGGCAUGAGGUGCAGGUGCUAGCCAGCGACGAUGGGAAUCCCUCGCGCACAGCCACAGCCACGCUCACAGUCAUAGUCAAGGAUGUCAACGACAAUGCGCCUACAUUUGCGCAGGACUACAGGCCAGUCCUGCCGGAGAAUGUGUCGCCACGUAAGAUUAUUGAAGUUGCCGCUCAGGAUGUCGACGAUAAGCAGCGUGGCAAUGGCGGUCCCUUCAGCUUUCGCAUGGAUCCUUUGGCUAGCGAUGAAAUACGCGCGGGCUUCAAAGUGGAGUACGAUCGACGAGGCGACAAAGGAAAUGGUGUGGCCAUCAUUUCCUCGCUGCGUCCCUUUGACCGUGAAGUGCAAAAAUCCUUUGCCAUACCCAUCGAGAUAAAGGAUAACGGUGCGCCGGCUAUGACAGGCACCAGCACUUUAACAGUGACCAUUGGCGAUGUGAACGAUAAUAAAAUGCAGCCGGGCAGCAAAUCAGUAUUGGUCUACAACUAUCAAGGACAGUCGCAGGAUACGCCCAUUGGCCGUGUCUAUGUAAACGAUCCGGAUGAUUGGGAUGUGCCCGAUAAGAAAUAUUAUUGGGAAACCCAGGAGCAUCAUCGCUUCAAGCUCGACACCGAUACGGGCAUACUAACAAUGCGAGCGGGCACCAGACGUGGUCGCUAUCAGCUGCGAUUUAAGGUCUAUGAUCGUGAGCAUGGCCAAGAGGACAUACCGGCGAAUCUGAGCGUCACUGUGCGCGACAUAACAACGGAGGCAGUGCAGCAGGCGGGCUCCAUGCGGCUGGCACACAUCACCGACGAGGACUUUGUGCGCACUUGGAAUGCGCAGCAGCAGCAAGUGGAGCCGAGUAAGCUGGAACGCUUUCGCAACAAGCUGGCGGAGCUGCUGUACACAGAUCGGGAUAAUGUGGAUGUGUUUAGUGUGCAGCUGCGCUCCGAUACGCCGUAUGCGCUGACCGAUGUGCACUUUGCAGCGAGAUCGGCCACACAGCAGCCGUAUUUCAAAGCUGUGCGUUUGAAUGGCGUAGUGCAGAUGCAUCGGGAGGAGAUUGAAAAGGAGGUGGGGCUGAAUAUAACAAUGGUGCACAUAGACGAGUGUUUGCAUGAGGGACGCGGCAAGUGCGGCACCGGCAGCUGCAGCUCACGCACCGAGCUGGGCAAGAAGCCGUACACGGUGAGCGUCAAUCGCACGGCGCUAGUGGGCGUGCGGCUCGAGCUGAGCGCCCAAUGCGUUUGUCGAGCGCGCAAUUUUACGCAGGUGGAGCACAAUUGUCGCACUCAUCAUUGCUACAAUGGCGGACGCUGCGUGGAGACGCGCAAUGGGCCACGCUGCGUGGCAUGCCCGGCGGACUACGAUGGGCCGCGCUGUCAGCAGUCGACGCGCAGCUUUAGGGGCAAUGGCUGGGCGUGGUAUCCGCCGCUGCAGCUGUGCGCUGAAUCGCAUUUGAGCUUGGAGUUUAUAACAGGCGAAGCGGAUGGACUCAUACUAUACAAUGGACCCAUAGUGCCGCCCAAGGCGGGCGAGCAAAUUAUAUCGGACUUUAUAGCGCUGGAGCUGGAGCAGGGCUAUCCACGAUUGCUCAUCGACUUUGGCUCUGGCAGCUUGGAGCUGCGCGUAAAGACAAAGAAAACGCUUAACGAUGGCGUUUGGCAUCGUUUGGACAUAUUUUGGGAUACAGAGAACGUGCGUUUGGUGGUGGAUUUUUGUCGCGCUGCGCUUGUCACCGAAAUGGAGGAUGGCACUGCACCCGAAUUCGAUGACAACGCUUGCCAGGCACGUGGCCAGAUACCGCCAUUUGCUGAAACUUUGAAUCUCAAUCAGCCGCUGCAGCUGGGCGGACUCUAUCGCCAGCAUUUCGAUCAAACUUUAUACAAUUGGCAAUACGCAUUUAGCUCGAAAGGAUUUGAUGGCUGCAUACGCAAUUUGAUACACAACUCGGAGCACUACGAUUUGGCAUUUCCCGCUUUGGCGCGCAACAGUUUGCCCGCCUGUCCGCAAACCAAAGAAGUUUGUCUCAAGACCGAGCACACUGCGCAUUGCUGGCAACAUGGCAACUGUGUGGCCAGCUUGGUGCAAGCCAAAUGCCAUUGCCAGCCCGGCUGGAUGGGCGCCGCCUGCAAUGUGCCCACAGUGCCCACCACAUUCAAAGCGCAGUCGUAUGUGAAGUUCGCUCUAAGCUUCGAGCCCGAUCGCUUUAGCACGCAGCUGCAGCUGCGUUUUCGCACGCGCGAGCACGCAGGCGAACUGUUUAGGGUCAGCGAUCAGCAUCAGCGUGAGUACGCCAUACUGGAGCUGCGACGUGGUCAGCUGCAGUUUCGCUACAAUCUCAACUCGCUGCGCAACGAGGAGCAACUGCUCGCACUCACCGCCAUUUCGGUCAACGAUGGCCAGUGGCAUGUGGUGCGCAUUAGUCGCUAUGGCUCGGCGGCUAUACUCGAGCUGGAUGGCGGCGAGUCGCGGCGCUACAACGAGUCGUUUCACUUCAAAGGACAUCAGUGGCUCAGCAUCGACAAGCAGGAGGGCGUCUAUGCGGGCGGCAAGGCCGAAUAUACGGGCGUAAAAACGUUUGAGGUGCAGUCGGACUUUCAGCGCAGCUGCCUCGAUGAUAUCAGACUGGAUGGGAAGCAUCUGCCAUUACCGCCGGCAAUGAAUGGCACUCAAUGGGGCCAGGCAACAAUGGCCCGCAACCUCGAACGCAACUGCCCAUCGAAUCGACCAUGCUCCAAUGUUAUCUGCCCGGAUCCCUUUGAUUGUGUUGAUUUGUGGAACGAAUACGAGUGCACUUGCAGCGAGGGACGCAUCAUGUCGGCGGAUACCAAGGGCUGCGUCGAUCGCAACGAGUGUCUGGAUAUGCCUUGCCUCAAUGGCGGCACGUGCCUCAAUUUGGAGCCGCGGCUACGCUAUCGCUGCAUCUGCCCCGAGGGCUAUUGGGGCGACAACUGUGAACUAGUGCAGGAGGGUCAGCGUCUAAAGCUGAGCAUGGGCGCCUUGGGCGCCAUAUUCGUCUGCCUGAUUAUCAUAUUGAUACUUGCAUUAAUAUUUGUGCUGUAUAAUCGCAAGCGCAAAACGACCAAGAAGAAGAAGCGCUCUGGCACCGAAAAGGAUGUGCGUGAAACUGUAAUCAGCUACGAGGACGAGGGAGGGGGUGAGGACGACAUGACUGCAUUCGAUAUAACGCCGCUGCAAAUUCCAAUUAGCGCACAAAGUGGCGCCAUGCCACCAGACAUAGCUGCCUGCAAAAUGCCCAUAAUAUAUCCCAUGAUGACGCUGCUGCCGCCUGGACAGGAAUUGAAUGUAGCCUACUUGAUGGAGGAGCGCAAGCAACGCAUCGAUAAGGAUCCGAAUGCGCCGCCCUUUGAUGAUCUGCGUAAUUUUACAUUCGAGGGCAGCGGCAGCAUUGCCGAGUCGCUCAGUUCGCUGGCAUCAGCCAACAAACGUGGCAAACAACAACUCCAACGCAUCUCCAUUCCAGGCACCGACGAUGAGAAUCAAGACUUUAACUAUUUACAAAAUUGGGGUCCACGUUUCAAUGCGCUUGCCGCGAUGUACGUGCAUGAUAAAGCGAAAACCAAACAGCAGCAGCAGCAGCAGCAACAGCAACAAAUACAACUACACGAGCUGAGCAGCGCAGCGGAGUGUGCAACGGGCAGUGGUGCAGGUCCUGGAGGCGGCGGCGGCGGCGGCAGCGUCGUGGGUGUGGCCACAACGGAUGCUGGCAAAGUUGUAUUAUAAAAAUAAAUAGUUAAGUUGUAGUUAAAAAUGAUGUUUCAGCUGUAAGCAUUGCAGGCAGUCUGUCGGGCAGUCAGCCAGGAUGUGGCUUUGCCCCGGCAAUUUACACUAUACAACAAAAACAAAAAAACAAACUCAAAUUCAAGUUUAAGUAAACUUUACUGUUUUUGUAUGUAUGUGUAUGUGUCUGUAUUGUAUGCGUGUGUAUGUAUUUCAGUUAGGCUAGUUUUUAAGCGUGCUAAAUCAAAUAGUUUAAGCUAUUAUUUGCCAGGGCUGCUAAAGCAAAUUUAACAAGUUUAAAAUA
Messenger RNA from Drosophila busckii, 6460 nucleotides. Its product is annotated as putative neural-cadherin 2. Bases 772 to 6159 code for a protein of 1795 amino acids. Gene Ontology annotation, biological process: homophilic cell-cell adhesion. The transcript has 17 exons. Gene Ontology annotation, molecular function: cadherin binding; calcium ion binding. Gene Ontology annotation, cellular component: plasma membrane; catenin complex. The record is from RefSeq and is a predicted model, not a curated record. NCBI's taxonomy places the organism in Eukaryota, Metazoa, Arthropoda, Insecta, Diptera, Drosophilidae.